Messenger RNA from Spodoptera exigua (beet armyworm), 1538 nucleotides. The record is from the annotation of a GenBank genome assembly. NCBI's taxonomy places the organism in Eukaryota, Metazoa, Arthropoda, Insecta, Lepidoptera, Noctuidae.
AUGUACAAUAACGAUUGUCAAAUAUACAAUAACGAUGGCGAUUUAGACAAUAACGUGGAUUCAGGUGAAAAUGAAGAGGAUUUAUCAAUUAACCAUGAAAGUAACGAUUUAGAGUCUAAUAUAGACGCUGAAAAUAUUGCUGCCCCGUCUGAAUUUUAUACUGAAGAAAAAAAUGAAUGUAUAAAUGAAAUCAGGAAUGAAAAUAGCGCCCAAGAAGGGGAAGAUGAUGCUGAAACAAAAAGUGACAAAACGUCAUCAAAAUCUAAAACAAAAGCGUUCGAGAAGAUUCUUCUACCGUUUGAAGAGCAGAAGGCGGAUUUAGAACAGCAGAGAAGGAGUAAGAAGUAUUUAGAAUCUGAGUUCAAAUGCUUUAACUGCGCCCUCGGGUUCCUCUUCAAGGAUACAUACCAGACACAUAUGAUGAGGCAUGAAGAGUCAAACGGCGAAUACAGGUGUGACGUCUGCUCCUUACGUUUCGCGACAGGAGCAGUGCUAAGGUCCCACGCGAUGCUCCACAGCGUACGCUAUCGAUGUCUCGUCUGCUCGGAAUGGGUGCGAGCUCGCCAAACUACAACGCACGCUAAAUAUUGCCACCGGACCGCCACAUCAGCCACAUGCCACCUCUGCGGCCGGCUUUUUCAGGAUUCAAGUGGUCUACAUCAGCAUUUGAAAAGGUUUCAUAUGACACGAACUGGGAAUCGAACCUACUCCUGCAGCGUUUGUGGAAAGAAUUAUAACAACCAAGCCGCUGUUAGGACGCAUAUGAUAAAGCACAUCCAUCGAAAAUUUUCUUGCGACCAAUGCAGUUCAGUGUUUAGUAGCCCCUACACUUUGUCUCAACAUAAGAAAAAACAUCUACGAACAGAAGAGAGUAAAGAAUUCUUCUGUGAUACCUGUGGAGUCUCUUACUCAACUAGAAAGAGCCUUCUGGCUCAUCAGAGACAGUCACUCAACCACCAAACUCGAUCAUACGAUUGUCCAAUUUGCAACAGAGCGUGUCCGAACGAGAAAUCUUUAGCGUCACACAUAUCUGCAGUACAUUCGUCAACGAAAGACUUCUGUUGUUCCACAUGUUCAGCUCGUUACACAAACAGGAAAUCUCUGAUACGACACAUAAAGUCACAUACGAACCCGACUCCGAUUAAAUUGGCAUACUGUCAUAUAUGCGGGAAUAGUUUCAAAGGUAAAAGUAAAUUGAAUAGGCAUCUCAGAGAAGUCUGUGAGAAGGACAAAUUGGAAGAAGAAUUAUCAUCUUACUAUGAUCAACAGCAUGUGAUUUAAGUCGCCUGGACAGUCACCGCUACCAUCAGUUGACUGGACAAUCUCUUUACAUGAGCUGCUGUUUACAUGUGAACAUUAGCGCAUGACGAUACCUAAGUACGUGUGUCGCCUGGACAGUCACCGCUACCAUCAGUUUUUAGAGGUAUGAGGAACAGGGUGGUAAGUUCCUCAUCCUCCAUUGAAAAGGGAGGAUCCUCCGACCAGGCGAGGUGUUCGUGCCUGGUGGGCUACCGCCCGACGGUUGUUGUCGGGAUAUC